Messenger RNA from Penicillium atrosanguineum, 2289 nucleotides. RefSeq names its product dipeptidyl peptidase DppV (gene dppV). Lineage: Eukaryota; Fungi; Ascomycota; Eurotiomycetes; Eurotiales; Aspergillaceae. The transcript has 8 exons. Gene Ontology annotation, biological process: proteolysis. Bases 1 to 2289 code for a protein of 762 amino acids. The record is from RefSeq and is a predicted model, not a curated record. Gene Ontology annotation, molecular function: serine-type endopeptidase activity.
AUGUCCCCGCAAAAGCGUAUAAAUACAUUCCGCGUGCGAGUCAAUCUGGUGCUUUGCACGAUUAUCUUCUGCAACGCAUGUGCAUAUCUCUUUGUGAACAUGCGCGCAUUCCAAUUGCUGGCUAUCGGAUCGGCGGUGCUUCCUGCUGUCGCCUUGGCGCCCAAGCAAUUAAUUUCGGCUCCAAGACGUAGCACUGCUGUGCCAAACCCGUCUGGAGAAGUCGCGUUGUUCUCAACCGGGCAGUAUUCGUUCGAAAGCCAUGAAUCAAGCACAACCUGGAACUUGAUCGAUCUCAAGAGCGGCAAGAUCUCCGAGCUCACCGAUGACAGCAAUGUGUCUGAGAUCAUCUGGUUGGGAUCGAGUAAUUCGGAAUUGCUGUACAUCAACAGCACCAACGCUGACAUCCCUGGAGGCGUUGAACUGUGGAUUUCUGACACUGCCGACUUCAAUAACUUCCGAUAUAAAGCAGCGUCCUUGUCGGCUUCCCUCUCAGGUUUGAAGACUGCUACCACCAAAACCGGUGAUAUCAAUUUCCUCGUCUAUGGACAGUCCUACGGUAAUGGAACUGCAUAUAACGACAAACUAGCAGUGAAGCCCUUGAGCACCGCCCGCAUUUAUGAUAGCAUAUACCCGCGCCAUUGGGAUACAUGGCUCACGACGACAUUUAACGCUGUCUUCUCAGGGACCCUCGAGCUGAAGAAAUCUGGACAGUGGGCUACAUCACGCUAUGUUUCCCGUGGCGCUUUGAAGAACCUUGUUUCUACAGUGAAGAACCUCGAAUCACCGUAUCCACCCUACGGAGACUCCACCGAUUAUGAUAUUUCACCAGAUGGAAAAUGGGUCGCUUUCAAGAGCAAGGCGCCCGAGUUGCCAAGGGCGAACAAUACCGCGUCGUAUAUUUACUUCGUUCCGCAUGAUGGCUCUAAGAACCCCGAGGCAAUCAAUGGCCCCGAUAGCCCAGGCACUCCAGAGGGUGUCAAGGGAGACUCCAGCGGGCCUGUAUUCUCACCGGAUAGUGAGCAACUCGCAUACUUCCAGAUGACAGACAUCGCCUACGAAUCGGAUCGCCGCACUCUCUACGUCUACACGAUUGACUCAAAGGAGACUAUUCCGGCUUUGGCGAAGAAUUGGGAUCGCUCGCCCAGCGCAGCCAAAUGGACCACCGAUGGUAAAGGCCUCAUUCUCAACACCGAGGACCGAGCUCGCAAUCGACUGUUUAUCUUGCCUUCGGAUGCGGGUGAUGAUUUCGUCCCUCGCAACUUUACUGAUAGUGGCUCCGUGAGCUCAUACUAUAACCUUCCUAAUGGUGAGAUUCUGGUUUCCGGCUCGGCAAUGUGGACUAGCCGGAUCAUAUACACUGCGACGCCGGAGAAGGGUGUUACCAAUGUGGUCUUCUCGGCAAAUGAGGUUGAUCCUGCUCUCAACGGCAUGAGCUCUGCGGACGUAGAUGAGUUCUACUACGAAGGGAACUGGACUGAAAUCCAUUCUUGGAUUAUCUAUCCUCAAAAUUUCGACACGUCCAAGACCUACCCUCUCUUGUUCUAUAUUCACGGUGGCCCUCAAGGUUCGUGGGCCGAUUCCUGGAGUACUCGCUGGAACUACAAGGUUUGGGCCGACCAGGGAUACGUGGUGGUUGCUCCGAACCCAACUGGCAGUACUGGGUUUGGUGAUAAGCUUACCGAUAUGAUCACGAAUAACUGGGGAAGCUAUCCAUACGAUGACUUGGUGAAGUGCUGGGAAUAUGUGCGUGACAACUUCGACUUCAUCGACACGGACAACGGUGUUGCAGCUGGAGCAAGCUAUGGCGGCUUCAUGAUCAACUGGAUUCAGGGCAACCCACUGGGCCGCAAGUUCAAAGCCCUGGUCAGCCACGAUGGAACAUUCGUUGCCGAUGCCAAGAUAUCGACAGAAGAGUUGUGGUUCAUCGAACACGAUUUCAAUGGCACCUUCUGGGGUGACCGAGACAACUAUCGCCGCUGGGACCCAUCAGCUCCUGAACACAUCCUUCAAAUGGAUACGCCGCAGCUGAUCAUCCACAGUGAUCUAGACUUCCGGCUGCCCAUCUCAGAAGGACUUAGUCUGUUCAAUGUCUUGCAGAUGCGCGGUGUACCAAGCAGACUGCUCAAUUUCCCAGAUGAGAACCAUUGGGUCACAAAUCAGGAGAACAGUUUGGUUUGGCAUCAGCAGGUUUUGGGCUGGAUCAACAAGUAUUCUGGCAUUGGGGCUAGUAAUUCCAAUGCUGUGAGUCUGGAUGAGACGAUUGUUCCUGUGGUUGACUACAACCCAUAA